Messenger RNA from Capsella rubella, 1348 nucleotides. Its product is annotated as 3-dehydrosphinganine reductase TSC10A. Bases 95 to 1075 code for a protein of 326 amino acids. Gene Ontology annotation, cellular component: endoplasmic reticulum membrane. NCBI's taxonomy places the organism in Eukaryota, Viridiplantae, Streptophyta, Magnoliopsida, Brassicales, Brassicaceae. The transcript has 4 exons. Gene Ontology annotation, biological process: sphingolipid biosynthetic process. The record is from RefSeq and is a predicted model, not a curated record. Gene Ontology annotation, molecular function: 3-dehydrosphinganine reductase activity.
GUUUUGUGUCGUAUUUGUAUUUUUUUUUUGUUUUCUCCAAUGAACGGAUAAGGUGACGGAGCUUCAGAUCGCCGAGAGCUUCUUCAGGAGACCCAUGGCGGCGAUGGAUUCUCUCUUCCUUCUCUUCCUCAUUCCUCUCAUUCCACUCUCGCUUCUCGCUAUCUUAGCUCUAAUCGUACGUCCUCGCCCCAUUAAGAUCCCUAUCAAGUCCCGUCACGUCUUCGUCACCGGUGGAUCUAGUGGCAUUGGUCUUGCUCUCGCCCAGCGCGCUGCUUCAGAGGGCGCUCGCGUCUCAAUCCUCGCCAGAUCCGCCGAGAAGCUCGAGGAGGCUAAGAAAUUGAUCCAGCUCGCUACUGGAGUUGAAGUCGCCACGUUCUCUGCCGACGUUCGCGAUUACGACGCUGUGUCGAAGGCGAUUGACGAAUCGGGGCCGAUUGAUGUGUUGGUUGUAAAUCAAGGUGUGUUUGUCGCGAAGGAGCUGGUGAAUCAUAGUCCAGAGGAUGUCAAGUUCACGAUUGACGUGAAUCUUGUUGGGAGCUUCAAUGUGAUUAAGGCCGCUUUGCCUGCAAUGAAAGCAAGGAAAGAUCGUGGACCUGCCUCUAUCAGUCUCGUCUCUUCUCAAGCUGGCCAGGUGGGUAUCUAUGGUUAUGCUGCAUAUUCAGCAACCAAGUUUGGUCUACAGGGUUUAGCGCAAGCACUGCAACAAGAAGUUAUUGCUGAUGACGUUCAUGUCACUCUUAUAUUUCCUCCUGAUACUGAUACACCAGGAUUUGAAGAAGAACAGAAGAGCAGACCUGAAGUCACUGCCAUAAUAGCUGCAUCCUCUGGUUCAAUGAAAACAGAAGAAGUAGCCAGAAAAGCUAUGGAAGGCAUAAAAGCAGGAAAGUUCACUGUCUCAUGCAACUUUGAGGGAUUCUUAUUGUCUCUUGCGACAACCGGCAUGUCCCCUCAAAGAUCAUGUUGGCUAGCUUUUCUUGAAGUUAUAACCGCCGGGCCAAUAAGAUUAGUCGCUCUCUUCUUUCAAUGGGAUUGGUAUAAAGCCAUUGAAAAAUGGAGCAAAACCAAAACCAAAUAAGAGUCCAACGAGUUGUCGAUGGGUACUUAAAACCUUCUUCUCAGAUUGGAGUCUCUGAGUCAACUACCACGCCAGCUAGUUGCUUGUACCAAUUCAGAAUAUCGACAAUGCAUAGUUUUUUAGUAACUCUUCAACAAUCAUGCAAGCCUGCGAACAAGCUCUGUUUUUCUUUUUCUGUAGAGAAAACAAGGAACUCAUUUGAAUGUAAGUUUUACUUGCUGAAGAAGAGAACGUUGGGUUUUGAAGUAAAGAUAAGUUACCUUUAUAGCUUCA